AUGAAGGGCUGUCUCAAACGUUCUCAAUCUUCCCCAGCGUCGCCCCACACUCAAAGUCCGCUGUCACCACGAAAGGCGGUCACCUUCGAGAGCGACGAUUCGCUAGAGCAAGUCUUCUGGGCCGACGAGUGGGAUAGAACUCCCACAGAACCAUCCAGAAAGCUGUCGUACCAGGACUUGCUUGAACUCAAGGAAAUACAACUCUCCUUGCCUAGAGCAAAUCAACCUGCAGAUGCAGUCACCGGCCGUUUGGGCUCCCACUAUCUGAAGAAUGUGCCCAUUGGCCUAUUGCCAUUGUUGCCGGACUCGUCCUCAACAGCACCACCGAGCCCCCGGUCGCCCGCCACGAGACCUACGACUUCGCCAAUGUCGCCCAGCUGGGCGUCGUUCACCCCCAACAGCCGACAAUGUCCAUUGCCAACCUCUCCACCCUUGGGCGGCGUCGACGCUCUCCUGAAGUCACCGCAUCAUCCUCGACACCUUUCGCACCUCCCUCCGGCACCGACCCAGGCCCCCAAGCCAAAACCACGCUUUGCUUUCCUUCCUCUCUUGGAUUCGAGCUCGCCAGAUCCGCGGUCUCGCUCGCCCUCGCCCGAUCUUGCCUCUGACACGGACCCCCCUACGCCAUCUCUCUCAAACGCCUCGCUUGAGAGCAGCCCCCUCUCGCGUGCAUCCUCAUGCUCGCCCGAACCACCGUUUUUCCAACUUCCACCGCCACGGAAAAGACCCGGUUUCCACGACCCUUAUGCUCCGGUGUAUGGGGACGACCAGUCAGACACAGAAACGGGCUACCCUGCAAUCUCCUCCACCCUCGCCAACAUGCGUCUAGGGGCAUCCAACCCGCCUUACGGCCAUCCGUCGAAACCGCAGCAACCUUUCGGACGACCUCCGCUCACCCGCUUCGUCCCACCGCCUCCACCCGCCCCUGCACCUAAACCAACUACUUCCAGAAAGCGGAACGUCAUCUACGUGAAUGGAAUGGAGAUGGAAUUGGACGAUUCAGAUGACGAUGAACCAUCCACGCCCCCCGCUGUCAUCGCACCAACCCCACGUAGUCCUCCCAGAACGUCACCAGUGUCGAUUUGCAGACCAACCCCUUCCUCUCCCACCCUGAAAUGGCAGUCUUCGACGAGUACUGCCUCUCCAACGGAAUCGUCGCCAUUCUCCGGUCUACACGCACCUGUGCGUUUCAAGCGCCAAGCUCCCUCGACAAAGGGAGACUCUUCUAGCUCGAUCUCGACGAGUCCACCAUCGCGCCGCGGAUCGAUUUCAUGCUCGCCACGAGUGAAGCCUCCUCAUGUUGUAGGAAGCCCUAGAUCGCCUGUGCUCAUGCCUAGAGCCUGAAGCGUGAACACAGCUGGUCUGUCGUCGCUCUAUUCUCUUCCUUUCUCUCUUCCGUUUUGACUGUCCCAUUGCCACGAUGAUGUGUUUGCUACCCACUGAUUUGACAUACCUUUUCC
Molecule: messenger RNA, 1460 nt
Organism: Coprinopsis cinerea okayama7#130
Lineage: Eukaryota; Fungi; Basidiomycota; Agaricomycetes; Agaricales; Psathyrellaceae
Exons: 2
Coding region: 1-1344 (447 amino acids)
Source: RefSeq, a predicted model, not a curated record